Molecule: messenger RNA, 1647 nt
Organism: Tetranychus urticae (two-spotted spider mite)
Lineage: Eukaryota; Metazoa; Arthropoda; Arachnida; Trombidiformes; Tetranychidae
Source: RefSeq, a predicted model, not a curated record
CACUAUCAUUUACCAAUUAACUCUUCCUUGAGUUUUUAUCCAUAAAAACAGCUUUCAAUCUCAGUCAAUCCAAUAGUUGUAAAGGUGUUAAAAUAUCGAGUAAACCAAAUUUCUUGACUUAUUUAAAUGUAAAAUAGAUUGAAUAGUUUGUGUCAUUUAAAUACGUUAAUGUGCAUCUUAAGUGACCUCACAUAGGUUAUUGAUACUCGGAGUCUCCAAAUUUUUUGAGUAAAUUUGAAAAACUUUUAAUCAACAUGGUCAGUGAUCAAAAUCAAGUAAAACUUGGACACAGUGUGCUUACAAUGACAGUGUCUAACAACAGUUAUGACAGUAAGCUACCAACUGGAAAACCUGCCAAAUUAACCAGAAAAGAUUACAUUAUUAUAGCUACAUUCGCCUAUGUAAAUAUCAUCAUUGGAUGUGCCUAUUCAUGUCUGGCUCCUUUCUUCCCUAAAGAGGCUGAGUCAAAAGGAUUAACGCCAUCCGUUUAUGGAUUUUUAAUAUCAAUUCAAGAACUUGUAACAUUCAUUUUAUCUCCAAUUGUUGGAAUUUUGCUGCCAAAACUAGGAAUAAGGUUAAUUAUGUUGGUUGGAUCAAUUAUGGGCACCAUUGGAGUCAUAUUUUUUGGAGCGCUAGUCUGGGCUCCGUAUGGGACACCAUUUGCCGUUUCAUGUGGCUUGGUUCGAGGGUUUGGGUCCAUUGGAAUGGCUGGUAUAUUUGCUUGUAUGUUUGCCGCAAUACCAACCUUUUUUCCUGAGCACAUAUCUCAAGUGUUUGGACUUUUGGAAAUGUGUGCUUCAGUUGGAAUGAUUAUUGGACCUCUUGCUGGUGGCUUCCUGUAUGAGUAUGGAGGUUUUGGCCUUCCUUUUUUCGUGGCCGGUGGACUAUUGGCCUUGUCUUUCCCAUUGAUAUUUUUCAUUUGCCCUGAAAUGAAAGAUUCAACCAAAACUGAGAACAAAGCUGGAAUUCUUAGUAUUCUAUCCAACUUCAGAAUCACCGUCAACAUCAUUGUUUCAUUAAUCGUCUGUGUUGUAUUUGGAUUUAUUCAAGUGUCUCUUGAACCACACUUAAGAAGUUUUGCUGAUUUGCGAUCAUCAACUGUUGGCGCUAUUUUCUUGGUAGUUGGACUUUUCUAUGGAGUUUCAACUUGGCUUGUUGGUUUGGUUUUACCCAAAAUUAAAGAUGCAACAUUCAUGAGUAUAAUUGGACUCGCCUUUGUUAUCAUUGCUUACCUUUUCAUUGGACCAAUGUAUCCGAUUCCAAUAAAACCCUCUGUUACUUUGGUUGUUAUUUGCCAAAUGUUUAUUGGUAUUGGAACUUCAUUUUGCUUUGUAUCUACAUUUACUCAAGGAAUGCGGGAGAAAGAUUUAACCAGCCUUAAGGAUGAUCCUGAUGUCUCUGGAUUGAUGAGCAGUCUAUUUGUAUCUGUUUUUGCAUUAGGAUCUGGUCUUGGACCUAUUAUUGGUGGUCAAUUGGUCGAACAUUUUUCAUUUCAAAAAUCAUGCAUUUUCAUCGUAGGAAUGUCAUCGGCAACUCUUCUUUUAAUUCUUGGUACAGUUAUUUUUCACAAAAGACGAUGAACCAUAAUUUAUUGUAUCCUAUGACAUUAAAACCAGUAAAUCUGUAAUAAAACUACUUAUAACCAAA